Microtus oregoni (creeping vole) is the source of this 2091-nucleotide messenger RNA. Its product is annotated as osteomodulin-like. Gene Ontology annotation, molecular function: protein binding. Bases 127 to 1404 code for a protein of 425 amino acids. The transcript has 3 exons. NCBI's taxonomy places the organism in Eukaryota, Metazoa, Chordata, Mammalia, Rodentia, Cricetidae. The record is from RefSeq and is a predicted model, not a curated record.
ACUCCGUUAGAGAAUUUAGGCAUUUCUGACUCAGUUAAAGGAUUUGCCAAUUCAUCAAUCCCUGAAUCUAAAGCAAUUUCAACAGGACCCCCCCAAAAAAAAAACCCAAACCCAACCAAACAAACCAUGGGCUUUUUAAGUCCAAUAUAUGUCCUUUUCUUCUGUUUUGGAGUUAGAGUAUAUUGCCAAUACGAAGCUUACCAAUGGGAUGAAGAGUAUGACCAAGAGCCAAAUGAAGAUUAUGAGCCAGAAUUCCAGUUUCAUCAAAAUAUUGACUAUGGUGUACCCUUUUAUCAGAAUAUUUUAGGCUGUGCUAAGGAAUGCUUUUGCCCAACUAACUUUCCAACAUCGAUGUACUGUGACAAUCGUAAACUCAAGACUAUUCCAAAUAUUCCAAUGCACAUUCAGCAACUCUACCUUCAGUUCAAUGACAUCGAGGCUGUGACUGCAAAUUCAUUCAUCAAUGCAACCCAUCUUAAGGAAAUUAACCUCAGCCACAAUAAAAUUAAAUCUCAAAAGAUUGAUUAUGGUGUAUUUGCUAAACUUUCACAUCUACAACAACUCCAUCUAGAGCACAACAACUUAGAAGAAUUUCCAUUUCCUCUUCCUAAAUCUCUGGAAAGACUCCUUCUUGGUUAUAAUGAAAUCUCCAGACUUCAAACAAAUGCCAUGGAUGGACUGGAAAACCUGACUAUGCUUGAUCUCUGCUAUAAUCAUCUUUCUGAUUCAGUGUUAAAAGAAAAGAACCUUUCCAAAAUGGAAAAACUGAUGCAGCUCAACCUAUGUAAUAACAGAUUAGAGUCAAUGCCCCCUGGACUGCCUUCCUCACUUAUGUACCUAUCUUUAGAAAAUAAUUCAAUUUCAUCUAUACCAGACAAUUAUUUUGACAAACUUCCAAAACUUAAUGCUCUAAGAAUGUCACACAACAAGCUGAAAGACAUUCCAUAUGAUAUAUUUAAUCUUUCCAACCUUAUAGAACUCAACGUUGGACACAAUAAAUUGAAGCAAGCAUUCUACAUUCCAAGGAAUUUGGAACAUCUAUACCUACAAAAUAAUGAAAUAGAAAAUAUCAAUGUGACAAUAAUGUGUCCUUCUACUGACCUACUACACCAUCGCCAUUUAACAUACCUUCGAGUGGACCAAAAUAAGCUGAAAGAACCAAUAAGUUCAUACAUCUUCUUCUGCUUCCCUCAUAUACACAGUAUUUACUAUGGUGAACAAAGGAGCACCGAUGGUGAAACAAUACAACUAAAGACCCAAGUUUUCAGGAGAUAUGAAGAGGAAGAGGAGGAGGAGGAGGAAGAAAUCCAUGAUGGUCAGGACAACACUUUCGAGGGACAAGAAGUACCAGAACACUUUAAUUCUCAUUAUUAUGAAAUGCAAGAAUGGCAGGAAACUAUAUAGGUAUCUAUUAGGACUUCAUAAAGCCAUACUAAUUACAAAUAAACAUAUACUGCUCAAAAUAUAAAUAGAAAUAUUUGUUAGUAUAAGACCAGAAUUGCAUUUAAGAUGUUGGUGACUUAAAGUUUACUAAAAAAUGAUAUAAAUAUUAAGAAAUAUAAGAUAAAAUGGCAAGUGGGAAUAAAACUAAGCUUAAGUGGCUUCAUUCUUUAAACUCAUUCUUAAAAUUAGAAAUAUAUCAUGUAAAAAACAAGGGCCAGCAAGAUGGUUCAGUAAAUAAAGCAUUUGCCGCCAAACCUGAUCACUCGAGCAGGAGAGACCCAACUCCUGCAGGUUGUCAAGUUUUCCUCUGACCACAUGUGUGUCUGCCAAUAAUAAUAAUAAAUAAUAAUAAUAUAUAAAACCAUCUGAAUAUGCCACUUCCAAUGAUGGGAUUUUUUUCCCCCUAGGGAUGAUAAACUAAGUAUCAUUAACAGUGAAGACAAAAGCUGCCCUCUGGACCAUAAGAGGAUAUCUGAGCAAGAGGAAGGAUAUUAACCUAACAGUAGUGUUUCAUACAAGAGAAACCACUUUUACUAACUUUAUCUACAGAGUUGCUUCCACAUUUGUAUUUUCUCUUUUUUUCCCCCUUUGGUUUUUUUCGAGGCAGGGUUUCUCUGUGUAGUCCUGGAACUCACUCUGUAGAUCAGG